Molecule: messenger RNA, 605 nt
Organism: Caenorhabditis angaria
Lineage: Eukaryota; Metazoa; Nematoda; Chromadorea; Rhabditida; Rhabditidae
Source: the annotation of a GenBank genome assembly
AUGGAUCUGCUGGUAGACCACUUGAUGUAAGUUUGAAUAAACGACUUUUGAAAUAUAUUUUUUCAAUUAUUUAUUUCAUUCCAGACAUUGGAAGAUUCACCAGCUCUCCUGUCACUUGGACUCAACAUCUUCUCGGCUUCCAGUAUUCAGAACUAAUGGUAAGGAUUCAACAUUCUAACAAUGUUAUAUAUUCAUCAGUUAUAUAUUUUUCAGGCAGUGAUAUCUCCGCCUGUACCGACUUGGAUGAAUUUUGGAAGUCUAGCGUUCACCAAGAACAUAAAUCACCGACUUCGCUCAAUAUGGUCAAUAUUUUUUAGGUCAGUUUUUUUUGUAAUCUAUGAAUAUAAGAAGUGAUAAAGUACCUGCAAACUACUGUUUAAUCGGAAGUUUGCAGCGAAAGAGAUAACACUUUACUAUGCCGUCUACUGAUCAACUUAUGGCAGAAAAAUGUCACUUCAUUCAUAAAAAACUCUGACAAAAUUUUCAAAACUCUGAUCUAAAAGCCUAAACCCAACCCUUCAAUCCAAAACUGUAGUUCGCGCAUCUUAUAAAAUUCUUACAGAUAUUGCCAACUCGGAAAAACAGCGAACGAGGAUCUGGACUGA